Plasmodium inui San Antonio 1 is the source of this 1212-nucleotide messenger RNA. RefSeq lists its product as hypothetical. The transcript has 3 exons. Bases 1 to 1212 code for a protein of 403 amino acids. Lineage: Eukaryota; Apicomplexa; Aconoidasida; Haemosporida; Plasmodiidae. The record is from RefSeq and is a predicted model, not a curated record.
AUGGACAUCUUCAUAGACGAAGAAAUAAAUCGUAGUGAUGAAAACGAGGCGGUGCUCCUAGAGAUUGAUGAUCUGUUGCCUUUUAAGAACGCUCCCCCGAAAAGGGGGAAGGGGAAAGAGAAGGUGGGAAAGGGGGAACAUAGAAGAGGUGAAAAAAGGGAAGAAACAAGCUACAAACAAGAUGGAAAAGAAGGUGGCACACAAAGUGGGAGACAAGGUAGCAGACAGAGUGGAAAACAAAGUAACAAGCAUAAUGGCCAGCCGAAUAACAAAUCUGAAAUGAGGCGAGGCAGCCAAACGAUGCGAGCAAACCAAACGAACCAAGCGGGGAUGUACCCCCCGUGGGAAGACAGGAAGGUCAAAGCUCCGCAUAGAGACAGACAGGACGUCACCGAUGAUGCGAAUGAAUGGUUAAUAAAAAAAGAACACUUGAGCGCAGUUCAGCAUGGAGACGACCUGGAGGACCAUCUCACAGACCUUGAGGAGGAAGCUGAUCCGCUGGCUGCAAAGCACGGGGGCCAACACGCUCAGUCGGGAGAAGCCAGGAGGAAAUAUAACCCAUGCGGCAACUAUCCCCUCAUCUGCAACCUGUAUGGAAGAGCAAAACGUUGCUAUUCAGACAUUGUAGAUGGAGUGGCAGACAAGUUCAGUGGGAAUAUAAAGCACGGUGAUGGUUUCUUUUACUACAAGAGUCACACGUCAUCCGAUUUUUUGCACAUCCUUGCCAAUCGUCUGUACUACUCCAGGGGUACCAUGUAUUUGUACUUCCUUGUGAUUUUCCUUAACCUUUUUAUCCUUGUCUACACUGCGUGCACAAAGAUGGUCAGUCUGUUUGUGGUCAUCUCGGAGAUGUUUGUCAUCCUCAUGCUCGUGUUGGAGGUUUGUCUGCGCUUGGCCACGCAGGGUCGAAGCUACUUCCACAAUUUCGAGGGUCUGUUCGACGUGACCGUGACGACCAUGUGCUUCCUGCUGCUAAUCAGCAGCGGCGACCUGAAGGUGUUUUCUCAGGCGGAGAUAAUCAAAACGAAGAACAAGGAAGUGGAGGAAAUGAUUUCGCAGAGCCUCACCGUUUUGCGCUUCUCUCUUCAGCUCUUCCGGACGCUCACCCUGUUUAUGCACUACGAGCGGGUGAAGGCGCCAAGCGAGAACAUUGACUUUUCGGUGCUAAACUUGCCCCACGAGGAGGAAGAGGAAGAUGAUUUUGUCAUCUGA